Molecule: messenger RNA, 399 nt
Organism: Phragmites australis (common reed)
Lineage: Eukaryota; Viridiplantae; Streptophyta; Magnoliopsida; Poales; Poaceae
Product: cysteine proteinase COT44-like
Exons: 3
Coding region: 1-399 (132 amino acids)
Cellular component (GO): lysosome
Molecular function (GO): cysteine-type endopeptidase activity
Source: RefSeq, a predicted model, not a curated record
AUGGGCGUUGAAAAAUCGUGCCUGAAUUCUGGAAGUCGUGGCAUCUUCAACGGCAAGUGCGGGACGGCCCUGGACCACGCCGUCGCAGCGGUGGGCUACGGCAGCCAGAACGGCAAGGACUACUGGAUCGUGAAGAACUCGUGGGGCACAGGCUGGGGCGAGGCCGGCUACAUCCGCAUGGCGCGCAGCGUGCACGCGCCCAUGGGCAAGUGCGGCAUCGCCAUGGACGCGUCGUACCCGGUGAAGAAUGGCCCCAACCCGACGAGGGCUGCAGAGAUGGCCAUGCUGGAGAUGGCUCUUGCUCAGGCAGGCGGCCGCCGGCUGCUUGCCGGCCGGCUCCUUGCUGUGCUUCCUUUCGAGAGGAAUGGCGAAGGGAAUGGAGAAAGAAUCCCGUUCUGA